Bufo gargarizans (Asiatic toad) is the source of this 3221-nucleotide messenger RNA. RefSeq names its product lysyl oxidase like 2 (gene LOXL2). The transcript is spliced from 14 exons. Bases 165 to 2474 code for a protein of 769 amino acids. NCBI's taxonomy places the organism in Eukaryota, Metazoa, Chordata, Amphibia, Anura, Bufonidae. Gene Ontology annotation, cellular component: membrane. The record is from RefSeq and is a predicted model, not a curated record. Gene Ontology annotation, molecular function: copper ion binding; protein-lysine 6-oxidase activity. Gene Ontology annotation, biological process: peptidyl-lysine oxidation.
UUCAAAAAGUGUGCUGGAGACUUCAGGGAAAGCUUCCAUAACACGGCCAGGGACCCUCAUCAUCCCAGGACUGAGCAGAGACCCUGAGAGGCUACUCCACCAGUGGGGACCUGCAACUGCAGCUGACCUGUGAGGUGUCGCUACAGUUACUUUUGUCCUAAACUAUGCUGGUGGCUCACAUAUUCCUAUUCUUCCUCACUCUGACUGUACCCACAUUGGGGCAAUAUGAACACUGGCAGUAUUAUCCUGAAUAUUACCAGCCACAGGUCCCUGAGCCACUACCCACACAGCCACGUAAGCCACCACCAUCCAAAAUCCAUGUGCGUCUGGCGGGAGAGAAGCGCAAGCAUAACGAGGGGAGAGUGGAAGUCUUUUACAAUGGAGAGUGGGGCACCGUCUGCGAUGACGAUUUCUCUUUGUAUGCGGCUCACAUAGUCUGUCGAGACCUCGGCUACGUGGAGGCCAUUUCAUGGGCACCCAGCUCCAAGUACGGUAAAGGAGAAGGACAUAUCUGGAUGGACAACGUGCACUGUAACGGGAGGGAGAAAAGCAUCGCCGAGUGCACCCACAAUGGUUGGGGAGUGACGGACUGUAAGCAUAGCGAGGAUGCGGGAGUACAGUGCAGCGACCGUAGGAUUCCUGGAUUCAAAUAUGACAAUGCCUUGGUGGAGAGGCUGGAGGAGAUGCAUAUCCAGGUUGAAGAUGUACGUAUACGUGCAAUUCUGGCCACGUACCGAAAACGCGUGCCUGUAACAGAGGGUUAUCUAGAAGUCAAGGUAGAUGGCACAUGGAAGCAGGUGUGUGACACCCAGUGGACCCAGAAGAACAGCAGAGUAAUAUGUGGCAUGUUCGGCUUCCCCGGAGAGAGGAAAUACAACCAGAAGGUGUACAAGAUAUUUGCAACUCGUAGAAAACACAACUAUUGGCAAUUCUCAGCUAACUGCACCGGAAAUGAGGCGCAUUUCUCCACCUGCAUUGUGGGAGGAAUACUUACCCCAAAUACUACCACCAACCAGACUUGCUCAGAUGGAGCUCCUGCUGUUGUUAGCUGUACUCCUGGAAGAGCCUUCGCCCCGAGUCCAGCCAGCGGCUUCCGCAAAGCAUUCCGUCAGGAGCAACCACUGGUACGUCUGAGAGGCGGAGCCAAUAUUGGGGAAGGACGAGUUGAGGUCCUGAAGAAUAACGAGUGGGGAACAAUUUGUGAUGAUCAAUGGAACUUAGUCUCUGCCAGCGUGGUCUGCAGGGAACUUGGGUUUGGAAGUGCCAAAGAGGCCUUGGUGGGAGCUCAGUUGGGGCAAGGAAUGGGUCACAUCCAUAUGAGUGAGAUCAAAUGCACUGGUUUUGAAAAGUCAAUUAUAGACUGCAAAUUUAAUACUCACUCCACGAGUUGCAGCCACGAGGAGGAUGCUGCAGUGAGGUGUAAUGUUCCAGCCAUGGGAUUUCAAAACCAGAUCCGACUGAAUGGUGGCCGUAACUCCUACGAGGGACGGGUUGAGGUGCUGAUGGAACGUAAUGGCACACUGAAAUGGGGCACUGUGUGUAGUGAUGGCUGGGGCACUAUGGAGGCCAUGAUUGUGUGCAAGCAGCUAGGAUUGGGUUUUGCCAGCCACGCAUUCCAGGAAACAUGGUACUGGCAGGGAGAUAUCACAGCAGAUGACGUCAUCAUGAGUGGUGUAAAAUGUUCAGGCACGGAGAUGUCUCUGGCACAUUGUAGACAUGAUGGACCCAACAUCAACUGUCCCAAAGGUGGAGGGCGUUUUGCUGCUGGAGUAGCUUGCGCAGAAACUGCCCCAGAUCUCGUCUUAAAUGCUCAACUGGUUCAUCAGACCACAUACCUGGAGGACCGACCCAUGAUGAUGCUUCAAUGUGCACAUGAAGAGCAAUGCCUCUCCUCCACUGCUGACCGCACCAGUUAUACCACAGGUUAUCGCCGCCUCCUGCGUUUUAGCUCGCAGAUACACAACAAUGGACAAGCUGAUUUCCGACCCAAGAGUGGACGCCAUGAAUGGAUAUGGCACGAAUGCCACCGCCACUACCACAGCAUGGAAGUUUUCACACAUUACGACUUACUGAGCUUAAAUGGAACCAAGAUUGCAGAGGGACACAAGGCCAGCUUCUGCUUGGAGGACUCAGAAUGUGAAUCAGAUACACAGAAGCAGUAUGUAUGUGCCAAUUUUGGAGAACAAGGCAUCAGCGUUGGCUGUUGGGACAUCUACAGACACGAUAUUGACUGUCAGUGGAUAGAUAUCACAGACGUGGCUCCUGGAGACUACUUCUUCCAAGUCGUAAUUAAUCCAGGUCAGGAAGUGGCCGAAUCAGACUACACCAACAACAUCAUGAAGUGUCGCUGUAGAUACGAUGGCCAACGAAUCUGGAUGUACAACUGCCAUACAGGAGGAUCUUACAGCGCAGAGACAGAAGAGAGGUUUGAACAGUUCAGUGGGCUCAUAGACAAUCAGCUGUCAGCCCUGUAGGAAUGACAGGGAGUUGGUGUCAUCUCUUCUACGCCCAGGAGAGAAGAGGAAUAUAGCCCCAUGCGUUCCAGCGGAGGUCAACAGCCUGAGGCAUGCGGCAAAUUCUUCCAGCUAAUCUUACAUUCCCUGGUACUUUCCCACAGAGCAGACCCACAAUGAUGACCGGUGCAAACAAUGUCAUUCCACCUUAUGUGUCACUGUAUAAAUAUAAGAUAUACGUCAUAGGAUUUCCAGGACGUCACCAAGACAUUCCACUUCAUGUAGGACCUGAAACUGUGACAGAGCGAGUACUGUAGCAUCAGACGUACCAUUUGCUGGAUCUAACUUCUUUGCUGCCAGGCCAGCAAAGUCUCUGCACUCCAGUAUGGUACAAGUCAGCGACCAGCAGCCAUGACAGCUUGACACGGAUCAUCAGGGACUGCAGUAUUAGACCUUCCUAUUCCAGAUCUUUCUCUACUGGGACCAUUGCAUCCACACUUCAUGGGCACCCACUUGGUACUUAUGGUGCUAUAAACUCUUCUACCAAUGGGUCCAGCCACACUUUGCUGUCUUACAGAUAAUGGUUACACGUCCUACAGUGCCAGACCUGCUCCUAUGGUGUAGCAGUGACCGGCGGUAUCUAUACUGUACUCAUAUGGCCCAGGAAAGACACUACUAGCUACUACCAAGAGGCACUAUGUCCACUCAGUACAAAUAUAUAUAUCCUUUUUUGUGUAUGUCUAGGAAUAAAUUAUAACUUAUUAUCUA